CAAAGAGCACUGCGAGUGGCGCUUGCGGCCAGACUCGCUUGCGCGCUUCGUGUCGGAAGGUUCGCCCCGUUGCCCGUUGCGGUCUUCAUGACGACACGGAGGCCGCUGCUGUAGACGACGCACGCUGCCACACUCGGAUUACCUGCCUUCACCGCGCUCAAAGUUAACAAGAUGCCGCGUUCGUUUCUCAUCAAGAAGCACGUCAACGCGGGAGCUACGGCCUUGUCGCGGCCUGUAGCCGUUGUCAAGAGGCCCUGGCUCGAUGACAGCUCGCACGAAGCCGAGGAUCUCAGCACGUCGCCCCCACCAGUAGUGCGGGUUCCUGUGGCCCUGUCACCGGCGCUCUCCGACGGCUGCGUGCCAGAUAUCGCAAGGCCAUUCGACCUCAGCCUAAAGGCGAAAAGAUCAAGCGUGAGGUCCGAGUACCCCUCCAUUCACCGGCCCGUGGCCAUCACACCGCCGCCAGGCGUGGCCCUAAUUGCUCCCAAGGGUGACCGAACCCUGGACUGGCCGCACCAGCCUGCGUACCUGGCGCACGGCUACAUGCCGCUCACGCUCUACCCCAUGCCAGCCGCGAGCGACUACUACGCGCCCCUGGUUCCUCCUCCUCUAGUGGCUGGCCACCCGAUGACCCCGCGCGAGCUCGCCAAGCAGAGCCCGCCCCAGCGAGACGCCGUGGUUCCCUCGUGGUCGUCCGGCGUCUCCUCUUCCUCUUCGGACGAAAAGGAGUCGCGUGGCUCCCCAGUGCCCCCUGAGCGACCCCGGAGGCGACCCGAGAACGCGCCACGCUACCCUUGCACCGGCUGCAACCGCAGCUACUCCACCUACAGCGGCCUGUCAAAGCACCGGCAGUUCCACUGCUCCGCCACCACGAGUAAGUCCUUCUCGUGCAAAUAUUGCGAGAAGGACUACUCAUCCCUGGGCGCGCUCAAGAUGCACAUCCGCACGCACACGCUUCCCUGCAAGUGCAAGCUGUGCGGCAAAGCCUUCUCCCGACCCUGGCUUCUUCAGGGCCACAUCCGGACGCACACCGGGGAGAAGCCGUUCGCCUGUCCGCACUGCAGCCGAGCCUUCGCCGACCGCUCAAACCUCCGCGCCCAUUUGCAGACGCAUUCGGACAUUAAGAAGUACAGCUGCAAGUCAUGCAGUCGUACCUUCUCGCGCAUGUCCCUGUUGCUCAAGCACGAAGACGGUGGCUGCCCCGCCGCAGCGCUCAACCGCAGUCAGCCUAAGCCCUAGGUGCGCUCCGUGGGGGCAUUAUUUAUAACAUGUACAGACUCUAGUCGCGUCCUGUUCGCAGGCCUUGGACAGUAGAAACGGCCCGGCAAGUUCCAUGCCGCUCGUCGUCUCGUAUUUAUUUGAAGACAUUCUUUCCUUAACUACGAGUCUCGUUUCCUCGUUCUCUUGCUUAGGGCAAGAGCAACUGCCAUCCAUUGCCAAAGAUUGUUUCCAUCAGAACAGCUCGUCAGCUAGUUCGCAUCGUCCGGAGUAAUUAGGCAAGCUCGUUCGCUGACAAUAAAGCUUAAGGCGCGUCCAGUAACGUCGAGGAAUCCUCUUGAAAGUUUUCAUUGGGCGUUCGGGUUUGGUAAAUAAAUAGCGAUCAGGAAAAGUUCUGCAUGCACGAGUUUUCCGAAAAAAGGUGCAUUACUCUUUGUUCGUCCCUUUAGUCAAGCUCAAAUCUGCCAGCGCUGUAACUUAAUUAUGUUUGUUUCAGUUAAAUUCGCAAAGCCUUUCGUGCACAGAAACGGCUUGUCACUCCCCGGCUAAAAUGUUUGCCGUCAUGAUCCGCCGUCACCUGUUCUAAGACAGCACGGCGUACUAACUGCUUUGUGAAUACGGACCCAAGCGGCCGAAUUCACGAAGCUUUUAGUUCGCAAAAACUGUUUAUCAUUCGCUGGCCGCCUACGCUGAUAUGCUCCUUUCCCAAUUUGGCGGCGGCCACUCUUUAGGACAAAUCUAGAGAACGAAUCCCUUUGUGGAUACAGACCAAGGUGUUUCCGGACGAGGCCUUGAGCGCUGCGGGCUAGCUGCACGGGCAUUGUUUGCGUCUCAAAGUGCCAUGUUUUUGUUUUUUUCUUUCUUGUACCUGGUUUGGAACGAGCGUAGGAGGGGUACAUUCAGGCAUUUCCUGUCUCUAGGUGCAUAAGAGCUUCUGUUCUCUGUUUGUGCCUCGCAUGUAUCAGAUUGAGAAUGCAGCAGCUUUAGCACCGAUUUGCCAUCUUUUCGUGUUUUCUCAGUGAAAGUAAGAGCUCACUUCAAACUGUACAUACAAUAUGCUCACCCAUAUUUUGUCAUCCGGUAAGGACUAGUCAUGAAUUUCGUUUUGUAAUUUUGGAACGUAAACAAGACACGAUAUCCUUCCUCCCGUAAGGGAACCAGCCUUAUCAUUAUCAUAUGCCUGUGGCGGAGCACUGUUGCCAUUUCCAUUGUACCGUGCACCGUCACCACAGUUGCCAUUACAAGUUAUGACUGUUGACACAGCACCCACAGUGACUUCCAUGUGUAUGUGUUUGUUACACAGAUUUGUUGAUUGCUCUUGAGGAAAAAAAAAUAAUGUCAUGUUCAUAUUGCCAUACAGCUUAAAAAAAAAGCAAUAAACUACUUUUUAACUUUACAA
Molecule: messenger RNA, 2617 nt
Organism: Rhipicephalus sanguineus (brown dog tick)
Lineage: Eukaryota; Metazoa; Arthropoda; Arachnida; Ixodida; Ixodidae
Product: protein snail homolog Sna
Exons: 2
Coding region: 172-1239 (355 amino acids)
Biological process (GO): regulation of DNA-templated transcription
Molecular function (GO): DNA-binding transcription factor activity, RNA polymerase II-specific; RNA polymerase II cis-regulatory region sequence-specific DNA binding
Source: RefSeq, a predicted model, not a curated record